This is a messenger RNA of Microsporum canis CBS 113480, 1338 nucleotides long. RefSeq lists its product as hypothetical. The transcript has a single exon. The record is from RefSeq and is a predicted model, not a curated record. Bases 1 to 1338 code for a protein of 445 amino acids. NCBI's taxonomy places the organism in Eukaryota, Fungi, Ascomycota, Eurotiomycetes, Onygenales, Arthrodermataceae.
AUGGCACUGCUAGCCAGUAUUGAAGACGGCGCGUUUGCUACCUUUAGUGAUACCCAGGUUGUUCAACUCUUUGGAGUCACCUUUGGCUGGGAGCUCAACCGACUCAAGCGCGCAAAACCGACUGUUGAAACUGCAGACGCCACAACGCAGGGGAACCUCGGCGAUGAUGGCCUUACUCCCUCGCAGCUCUUAUAUGGAGAGGACUUUGUUGAAGUAAACCGCACGCUUGUUGGGAUGCUUGCGUUAAAGUGGUUAUUAGCCAACGACUACAACUCGUUCACACGGUAUCAGCAACCGGCGAAAAGGAUUCAGCCUAAAUCAUUCGAAAGGCUUCAUGACAUUCUAUCUGGAGGUCUUCCGAAGGCUGGGGAUAUAUAUGCCCUUCUCGUUGCGAUUGUGAUCAACGAUCUAGGGAAAGAUGACAGCCUCGAGGCAUCAGUGAGGGAGGCCACGGGUAUUACAUACAAUAACCAUGAUGAGGUCCUUUUAGCAGCCGCUAAUGCCCAACUUAUACCAUCCAUCAACUCACUCAACGCAGACCUGAGGUCAGAUCUUAUGCUAGGACUUGAAGUCGGUUCUAGACUUAAUCUGGCACAGCUAGCUCAGGGAGAGAACGUACCAGCGAGCCUUAAAAGCAUAUAUGCAAUGCGUGGCAAACAGCAUGCUUUUUUCUUGAAAUAUAUGGAGGUUCUCUUAGAUAUUGCGGGUGCUGCCGGUCAUAUGGAUGCGCGUUGUGCAGCGGCGAUGACAGAGCCUGUUUUUCGAAGCUAUCUUGCAGUAUAUGACUCUCUGGUUGGAGCUAUCAGUGGAAUAUUCUCUUUGCAACACGCGUACGAUCAUAUUCUAACCUGCCGAGCGAAUAUCCUUCAGGAUAUCGGGUUCAGGUGGUUAUCAAUUCGCAUACCAACCGAGCGUGCUUUAUUGCGACUAAUGACAAUGGGGAGGGUAGCAGAUAUAUCUUCAGCAGACUGCUUUUCACAAGCAUUCUCAGAUUUGCCAGUUGACAUAAAACAAAACUUGGUGGACGGGCUAAGUGUUGACGGUUUGAAGGCGAAGCCUGCUAUCUUGCCUUACUACGCUCCCGGGUUAAUCGCCGAAGCACUGAGAAAUUGUGUUGACGACACGGCUGAUGCAAAAAAGCGUACGGUGGGAGCAUUGAUGCGCUUCCUUGCUCGAGUUUACAGUAAAAUUACGCCGGAGGUACUCAAUCAUCCGGAUAAGGCAGCCCCAGAUGUUAUCCCGGUCGACUUGUCUUUUGCACAGACAGUAGUAUCGAAUGAGCAGUUCAAACUAGAUCCAACGGUAUUAGAUACAGUGCCUAUUCCUAGCCAACUCUAA